This is a messenger RNA of Arvicanthis niloticus (Nile rat), 1936 nucleotides long. It is a transcript of the gene Agt, whose product is annotated as angiotensinogen. Gene Ontology annotation, biological process: regulation of apoptotic process; regulation of systemic arterial blood pressure by renin-angiotensin. Gene Ontology annotation, molecular function: serine-type endopeptidase inhibitor activity. The record is from RefSeq and is a predicted model, not a curated record. NCBI's taxonomy places the organism in Eukaryota, Metazoa, Chordata, Mammalia, Rodentia, Muridae.
GGGGAUAGCUGUGUUUGUCUAGGCUGGAGUUGACGGGGAGAGCCAGGCCUUCUGCUUCCUGUGAGCCCAGAUGGGUCCUCAAAGGCAGGGGGACUUUCACAGGAUCAGCACUAGGGUGGCCAAGUCCACUGGACCUCUUCCAGCUUGAAAAGAGAACAAGGCUUCAUUGUUCAGACUGCAAGCAGCAAGAAGGGACAAGUCCUGUGGUCAUCUCAGGGCACGCAGAAGCAAGCACACAGAUCAGCGAUGACUCCCACGGGGGCAGGCCUGAAGGCCACCAUCUUCUGCAUCCUGACCUGGUUCAGCCUGACUGCUGGGGACCGCGUAUACAUCCACCCCUUCUAUCUCCUCUACUACAGCAAGAGCACCUGUGCCCAGCUGGAGAACCCCAAUGUGGACACACUCCCAGAGCCGACCUUUGAGCCUGUGCCCAUUCAGGCCAAGACCUCCCCAGUGGAUGAGAAGACCCUGCGUGACCAGCUCGUGCUGGCCACUGAGAAGCUGGGGUUUGAGGAUCGGCAGCGGGCUGCCCAGGUUGCAAUGAUUGCCAACUUCAUGGGCUUCCGCAUGUACAAGAUGCUGAGAGAGGCAGGGGGUGUGGCCAUUCUCUCUCCACCAGCACUCUUUGGCACCAUGGUCUCUUUCUACCUUGGAUCCUUGGAUCCCACGGCCAGACAGCUGCAGGCGCUGCUGGGUGUCCCUGUGAAGGAAGGAGACUGCACCUCCCGAAUGGAUGGACACAAGGUCCUCACUGCCCUGCAGGCCGUUCAGGGCUUGCUGGUCACCCAGGGUGGGAGCAGCAGCCAGAUGCCCCUGCUACAGUCCACCGUGGUGGGCCUAUUCACUGCCCCAGGCCUGCGCCUAAAGCAGCCAUUUGUUCAAAGCCUGGCUCCCUUUGCCCCUGCCCUCUUCCCACGUUCUCUGGACUUAUCCACUGACCCAGCUCUUGCCGCAGAGAAGAUCAACAGGUUCGUGCAGGCUGUGACAGGGUGGAAGAUGAACUUGCCACUGGAGGGGGUCAGCACAGAUAGCACCCUACUUUUCAACACCUACGUUCACUUCCAAGGGAAGAUGAGAGGCUUCUCCCAGCUGGCUGGACUCCAUGAGUUCUGGGUGGACAACAGCACCUCCGUGUCUGUGCCCAUGCUCUCGAGCACCGGCAACUUCCAGCACUGGAGUGACGCCCAGAACAACUUCUCCAUGACGUGCGUGUCCCUGGGUGAGAGUGCCACCCUGCUGCUGAUCCAGCCCCACUGCAUCUCAGAUCUGGACAGGGUGGAGGCCCUUGUCUUCCAGCACGACUUCCCGACUCGGAUAAAGAACCCGCCUCCUCGGGCUAUCCGCCUGACCCUGCCUCAGCUGGACAUUGGAGGAUCCUACAACCUGCAGGACCUGUUGGCCCAGGCCAAGCUGUCCACACUUUUGGGUGCUGAGGCAAAUCUGGGCAAGAUUGGUGAUAAUAACCCCAGAGUGGGAGAGGUUCUCAACAGCAUCCUCUUUGAACUCAAAGCGGGAGAGGAAGAGCAGCCAACCGAGUCUGCCCAGCAGCCUGCCUCACCUGAGGCACUGGACGUGACCCUGAGCAGCCCCUUCCUGUUCGCCAUCUAUGAGCAGGAAUCAGGCGCACUGCACUUUCUGGGCAGAGUGGAUAACCCCCAGAGUGUGGUGUGAGGCCUGGGUCCCUUUGAGGCAGGGCAGAGGCCGUCUCCUUGGAGACUUGUGCUGACAGAGAAUAAAUGUUGAGCAGCAGAGCUGGCCUCCCGGGCUGUGGGUUUGUUUGGACACUGGGGUGAGAGCCAGGGGCUGGCACUCUGCACAGGACUGCCAUUCUGGAAAAAAUUUGGACCAAACAACUGUUGUUGAAACCAAAAAGCAUCCCCUUUUUAUCUGAGAACCGAAAUUGGGUUUUAACAUUAAAAUGCACAUUGUCCCCUUA